ACCCUUCAAAACAAGAAUGCCAUCUCCUCUGGGGUCCCCACACCUAUCCCUCAGGGACUCCAAGACCACUAUUGAGGAGACUGAGGCGGCACGACUCAGAUUCCGGGGUUUCUGCUAUGAGAAGGUAGAGGGGCCCCGAGAGGCCCUGUCCGGCCUUCGAGAGUUGUGUCACCAAUGGCUGCAGCCUGAGUCCCGCUCCAAAGAGCAGAUGAUAGAAUUGCUGGUUUUGGAGCAGUUCCUUGGUGUGUUGCCCUCUGAGAUCCAGGCCUGGGUACGGGGGCAGCGACCAGGAAGCCCUCAGGAUGCUGCGGUCCUGGUUGAGGGGCUGCAACAUGAUCCUGGGCAGCUGCUGGGCUGGAUCACAGCCCACAUCCUGAAGCCAAAGAUGCUUCUUACAGUCCAGCAGACAGAGGAAUCUUCAGGGAGCCACCAUGUCUCAGUUGCAAUGGAGUCCUCUGAGGCAGGCCCUUCAGAGUUACUACGGAAUUCUGGGAUAGACAGAUCUACCCAGAUCAAUUGCAGUGUGAAGGAAGAAGCCAAUGCUGAUGGGCAGGAGAUGGUCCCAAGCCCCCUCCUUCUAGCCCAGGCCCCUGGGGAACAUGUUGAACACCAGGAACCAGCCUCCACAUCCUCCUACCCAGAAAGGAUCCAGCAGGAGCGGGGCCCGUUGGACUCAUCACAAAAGGAGCUGUACUGGGGCGUGAUGCUGGAGAAGUAUGGCACACUGGUGUCCCAGGCAAGCCUGCCGCUGCUAGAGCCAAAUAUACAUGUUGAGUCUGAGCUGAGGCCAAAACAGGAGACCCCACAUGCAGGACCGGAGUCCCUCAGGAGCCAUCUCCCCGAAGUGGGAGCCAUUGCAGGUCCAGAGCUAGUUCAAGCCUGCACAUCCUCUCCAAGUGAGAGCCAGAGCCUUUGCAAGGACCCUUCAGGCCUGUCUCCCACACCACUGCUUGAAGCCCCUGCUAGGCCUACACCUCGGAAGCUGUACACUUGUGAGCAGUGCGGCCGCAGCUUCGAUUGGAAGUCCCUUUUUAUCAUUCACCAUCGCACACACCUGGGUGAGUCAGGCCUGGAAAGGCCACCACAGGUGUCCCGGGAGCCGGCCAUUCGGCACUCCACUGGCCUUCCUGGCUAUGUGUGCGUGGAGUGUGGGCGCAGCUUCAGCUGGAAGUCACAGCUUGUCAUUCACCGCAAGAGCCAUGUAGGCCAGCGGCGACACUUCUGCCGGGACUGUGGGUGCGGCUUUGACUGGAAGUUUCAGUUGGUCAUUCAUAGGAAGAUCCACCAGCCAGAGGGCCCAUGAGCAACUGGAGAAAGCUCUCACCUUGGGAGGCCCAG
Messenger RNA from Phodopus roborovskii (desert hamster), 1338 nucleotides. RefSeq names its product zinc finger protein 446 (gene Znf446). Gene Ontology annotation, biological process: regulation of DNA-templated transcription. Lineage: Eukaryota; Metazoa; Chordata; Mammalia; Rodentia; Cricetidae. The record is from RefSeq and is a predicted model, not a curated record. The transcript has 5 exons. Bases 17 to 1303 code for a protein of 428 amino acids.